AUGUCGACAACUACCACAACUUCCACCUUCACUGCUCCUCACACACAACAACCUCUCCGCCUUGCCGUCCAGAAGAAGAAGAUGAGCAUCACCCAGACUUACUACCUCGCCCACAAGGCCCGGGCCAAGCUCUCCUCCGAGGCUGCCCGCGCCGACCACGACCUCCGCCUCCUCGUCGGCCACGCAAACCUCCUCGACUCCCUGAUGCUUGAGCUCGCCGACGCCGAGCGGGAACAAGAGAGCUGGUUCAACCAGUCCGUCCGCGGUGCCACCAAGACCGAGUCCGCUCCCGCUGCCACCAAGGACCGUCACAUCCAAUGGGCCGACUCCAUCGCCGAGGACUCGGAGGACCUCUACGAGGAUGACUCCUCCGACUCGGACGACUCUUCCGUCUCCUCUGAUGACGACUACGAGGAGGACGACAUCGAGAUGGCCGACACCGUCUCCCUUCGCCGCAUGCCCUCCGCCGCUCCCGCUUCCCCGAGAACAUCCACCAUCGAGGUCUCGGAAGACUACGACAUGGAGGAGGACGACCUCGAGGAGGACGACCUCGAGGAGGACUACGCACAGCUCGAGCUCGUCCGCACACCAUCCCACUCCAGCUCCAGCUCACCACCAGAGCUCGAGCACGAGCACGACUCUGACAUCUCAGAUGACGAGUCGAUGCCCCCGUCACCGCCAAACGCAGUGCUCACCUUCAAUGAGAAGGAGGCCAAGGAAGAGAUCUCUCAACAACAAUCACAACAGGGCGACGGUACCUUCUACUCGGAAGGAUACUACCUGCCGGCCCGCAACCCAGCAAGGCUCGUGUCUGCCAUCUCAGUGUACUAA
Molecule: messenger RNA, 831 nt
Organism: Colletotrichum costaricense
Lineage: Eukaryota; Fungi; Ascomycota; Sordariomycetes; Glomerellales; Glomerellaceae
Exons: 1
Coding region: 1-831 (276 amino acids)
Source: RefSeq, a predicted model, not a curated record